ACUCCACUAUAAUAUUCAAACCAAGAAAGACCUAAAUAAAUAAUGGUAGCUAGCUUCAUCAUAUCAUAUCGCCAACCCUAGACAAAUACGUACUACACCCUCAUCAUCACCACCUCACAUUCCCAUUCCAUUCCACCGAAAGCUCUUUCUCUCUUUUCAGAAUCCACCAUCGACAUGCAGCCGGAAAACACGCCGGAAAUCUUUGACUACUACAACAAUAAUUACUAUUAUUGCAGUAGCUUAGCUGGAAAUAAUGGCGGCGGCCUUCCGGCCACCUACGAAAUCCCGCCGCCCUCUAAUCAUGAAAGCUUCUGCAGCUCCGGGUUUUAUCAUACGGAGUUGCCGGAAACAGUCUCCGACAGCACGCCGGAAGCCCGAGCUCUCGCCGCCUCCAAGAAUCACAGGGAAGCUGAGAGGAGACGCCGGGAGAGAAUCAAUUCCCAUCUUGAUUGCCUCAGAACCCUUCUUCCCUGCAACUCUAGGACAGAUAAAGCUUCUUUACUGGCAAAAGUGGUUGAACGCGUGAGGGAGCUAAAAGAAGAGGCGUCGGAACUGAAAGAGAUCGAAACCGGAAUCCCGUCGGAGAGCGACGAGAUCACGCUUCUACUGUCGAGCGACGACGAGUGCGCCGGCGACGGUAGAUUGGUGAUCAAGGCGUCGCUUUGCUGUGAAGACCGGUUGGAUCUCAUCCCUGACCUAAUCCACACCCUCAAAUCUCUCCGGCUAAGCCCCCUGAGAGCUGAGAUGGUAACCCUAGGCGGAAGAAUCAGAAACGUUUUCAUUUUAGCCGGAGAUUUAAAGGAUCACGCCUGUGCCGAUGAAUCCAUAUUGUUUCUCAGAAAUGCGUUGAAAUCCGUGGUGGAACGUUCGGCGUGUGGCGCCGGCGGGGAGCGCUCCAAAAGACGAAGAAUGAUUGAUCAUGGAGUAAUCAAUUAAUCAAGGCGUUCAAACUGGAGGCUUAUAUGAUCAAAUUCAAAUCAAACUUUCAUUUGCAUAUUUUUUUUCUUAAGAAACUGUAGCAACUAUUGGACGGCGUGAAUUUAUAUUACACGUUGUAUAAGUGUUGUUGUCCGACUUUUCUGUACAUAAAUAGUGGUGUUUUAAGAUUGGGUGGAUAGUACCGGAAGAAAUAUCUACCAUUGUUGUUAGGUUUAAAAUCUUCUUGCGUGAAUUGUUAUGUUAUGGAUUGGUGUAAAUUUUUGGGUGUAGUAUGAUUGAUCUUUAUGGGUUUAUAUAUGUACUUAUUAACUUGUUUGAUUU
Ipomoea triloba (trilobed morning glory) is the source of this 1260-nucleotide messenger RNA. RefSeq names its product transcription factor bHLH106-like. Gene Ontology annotation, biological process: regulation of DNA-templated transcription. The record is from RefSeq and is a predicted model, not a curated record. The transcript is spliced from 2 exons. Lineage: Eukaryota; Viridiplantae; Streptophyta; Magnoliopsida; Solanales; Convolvulaceae. The coding region runs from base 175 to 936 and encodes 253 amino acids. Gene Ontology annotation, molecular function: protein dimerization activity; DNA-binding transcription factor activity.